AAAAGAAAUCUCAAUCUCGACAACAAGCUCUCAAUAACUAAAAGACUCGCCUUCAAAUGUCUUCCAUCACCUACUACGAACCAUUCUACAACUUCGACCGCUUCUUUGACGAGUUCUUCUCCAGAACCGGAACGACGCCGACUCCAUCUCAAGCUGUCGAAGGCGGACAAAGCGUCCAGAGGCGCAACUCCGAAGCAAUUUCUCAGUCUCUCAAACCAAGAAUGGACCUUCACGAAGACUCCGAGAAAAACACAGUCACCGCCAGUUUCGAGCUUCCUGGGCUAAAAAAGGAGGAUGUCCAGAUCGACAUACACGAUGGUCGGUUGACGGUGUCUGGAGAGACCAAAGUCUCUGAAGAGCAUAAUAAAGACGGAUAUGCCAUCCGUGAACGACGAUUUGGAAAGUUUUCGAGGACUUUGAGGCUUCCUCAAGGGGUGAAUGAGGAAGAAAUAAAGGCAUCUCUCGAUAAUGGCGUUCUCAUUGUCUCCUUCCCCAAGACUGGCAAGGAGGCAGCACCCAAGAAGAUUACUAUCUCUUAGAUUUGAACGUUUCGGGGAUGUUAUUCAGGAAAUUUGGUCAUUCGUAACUCAUGUAGCAUAAAACGAAUAUUGAUGAAUGUAUUGAUACUAUACUCCGGUCGAAUUUGCGGUACUACUAUCAUUUGGUAGGUGUUGAAAAAUUUGGAAAGAUUGCUCCCGGA
Marasmius oreades (fairy-ring Marasmius) is the source of this 700-nucleotide messenger RNA. RefSeq lists its product as uncharacterized. The transcript has 3 exons. Lineage: Eukaryota; Fungi; Basidiomycota; Agaricomycetes; Agaricales; Marasmiaceae. The coding region runs from base 57 to 539 and encodes 160 amino acids. The record is from RefSeq and is a predicted model, not a curated record. Gene Ontology annotation, biological process: response to heat; protein folding; response to salt stress.